AUGAUGACGGCUGUCCCUCCUGAAGCACUUGCGUUGUCGCCUCACCGCUGGACAGUCUCCGAGAUAAGGAAUGCCGCCUCGCAGAUUUCGCAGACGCCCUUGAACACCCUACCGUAUUUACCCCCUGCCACAGGACGUCGGUACAUAGUGGUUGGCGGCUCAGGCUUCGUCGGUGGUUGGAUAGUCCUGCAUCUUCUCCUCAGAGGAGAGAAUCCGAAGAACAUCCGCAUCGUCGAUAUUCGACGUCCAACUCGAAAAGACAUGCUCACUGGGAGGGCUCUCGAAGUCGGCUUUGUGGCCGCAGAUAUCCAGGAUCUCGCCAGUGUUCGAGAAGCCUUCACGACCAGGUGGCCUACGGGUGCAGAUACUUCGAACGCGGUUACCGUCAUCCACACAGCAGCAGGAAUGCGCUAUUAUGAGCGUCACCCGUCUCUCCUUGCACGUUCGGCUGCGUUAAACGUCGAAGGCACGCGUAACGUGUUGACUGCAGCGAAAGAAGGGGACAUUGAUAUAUUCAUCUACACUUCAUCCGGUAGCAUUCCCGUGCGAAACACGAAUUUCUGGUUCUGGCCAUGGCAGAAGCGCCCGGAAACCCUCGUUCAGGUCGUCAAGACACUUGUUCGCGAGGCCGACGAUCCCAAGAAAGGGUUCCGCACUGGAUGCAUCCGGCCAGGAAGUGGGAUUUAUGCUCACAGCACCAGGUGGCUUGGGCCUAUGAUCCAAUCGGCGGUCUACGUGGAAAACGUUUCUUACGCCCAUCUACUGUACGAGGCGAGGCUUCUGGAGGCGCUCGUUGCCCCGCCAAAUGCGCCGGUCCAAACAUUAGGCGGUGAGACAUACCUUAUCACCGACUCUGGGAACCCCGUCGCAUAUGACGACGUCUAUCUUGCGUUGAGCACCCUCACCAACGAUCGCGUCACUUUUCCCCCUAUUCCAGCAUCACCGAUUCUUGUGGUUGCCCACCUGAUUGAAAUGUACUACCUCCUCCAGUCACGCCUUCCAAGCGUGCUCCCUCCAAUCAAAGGAGAUGCUGUCAAGGUGCAACCGCCCUUAUUCAACUUGACGAUGAUUCACCUGAAGAUCGAUGAUUCGCGUGCACGUUUAUCGUGUUCAGAAGGGGGUUUGGGGUACCAAGGACCGUGGUCGACUCUAGAUGGGGUUUGUCAGGUUGUAUCCAAUCAUUUGGAGGGAGAGAAGGGAGCUAAGCAGGCAGUGUCGAGUACCCAUGGGAGCAUACGAGAUAUUAAGCAGCAUUGA
Cyclocybe aegerita is the source of this 1257-nucleotide messenger RNA. Lineage: Eukaryota; Fungi; Basidiomycota; Agaricomycetes; Agaricales; Hemipholiotaceae. The record is from the annotation of a GenBank genome assembly.